AUGAAACUUCUUAUCAAAAAAUAUCCAUGUCUCACAGUUCUUCAUGGUGAGACCUCAAUUUAUGCUGUGGACAUGACCGGAAAUCAAGUGUCAAUUACUUGUAUUAUGCUUCUAACUGCGAUGAUUGCAAUCGGCGGUCAGGUCAGGGUGGUAGCUCUGAUCGUCCAUUCGGUAUUCGUCCUUAAUGAAGUGCACAACGUUGUCAGCACCAACACAAGGAAGAUGCAAAAGCGCUAUUUCUUGGCAUUAACGCUCCAGCUCCUAAUCCCCGGCGUAGCUUUUGGUACCCCGUGGGGCUGUUACAAGAAAAUACCGAGAUAUCAGCAGCUCACAGAAAAAGAUUAUUACUAUUCCGAAGCCGGGUAUCCAACCGGAAAC
Messenger RNA from Mesorhabditis spiculigera, 378 nucleotides. Lineage: Eukaryota; Metazoa; Nematoda; Chromadorea; Rhabditida; Rhabditidae. The record is from the annotation of a GenBank genome assembly.